Molecule: messenger RNA, 1476 nt
Organism: Symbiodinium natans
Lineage: Eukaryota; Dinophyceae; Suessiales; Symbiodiniaceae
Source: the annotation of a GenBank genome assembly
AUGGCCAAAGCUGCAGUGCAGAUCUGGCUCGACUUACCAUCAGUGGAGCAGGCUUUGCCGGAGCAGGAUCUCUUCAAAGCCGCGUCUCCGUCAAAAUCGCCGCGGCUCGCGCAUUGCGCUCGCAGCCAUCGGCUGAGGGUGGGAUUCGGAUGCGCCGCUCUCUCAGCAGUUGCGAGCUGCCUGUCUGGGAUCGUGGCCUUCAGCACGUGGGAGCCAGCAAUCUUUCAGCAAUCUUCGCGGUACCGGCAUCAAUCGCCCUUUGCCGUUGUGCUCGAUGCAGGGAGCACCGGUACCCGGGUUCACAUCUACUGUUUCGGUGGAGGCGACCUUUGUGCUGCAGGGAGCGAGGUCGUGAGGAAAACCCGGCCUGGCCUGAACACCUGCUCAGAGCCAACCUGCUUGUCUUCGCUCCUGCAACCGCUCCUCUCAGAAGUGACUUUGCAAGUGCCUACUCCUCUCCUCGCCACGACCCCAUUGGCAGUUCGAGCAACAGCAGGCUUCCGCCUCUUGAGCCGGACUCAAGUCGACUUCCUCUUGGAUGGGAUUCAAGACCUUGUGCGCCAGCACGCUCUUUUGAAUUCUACGGUGGAGGUGAUGGGCGGUGAUGAUGAAGGCUGUCUCCAGUGGAUUGCUGUGAAUAGUCUGCUUGGAGCCUUUGAGAAGGCUGGCGCACCAGCCGCCGUCUUCGAGUUGGGCGGGGCGUCAGCACAGAUGACGUAUGCCGUCCAACCUUUCCGGCUCAGCAAAGUGAGCCAAGAACUGCAAGCGGGCUACAUCCGGGAGCUUCGUCCUUCAGGCUCCGACAGUUCCAUCCCCAUCUACCAGCAUAGCUAUUUGGGCUAUGGGAUCCUGGCGAUUCGAACGAAGAUGUUCGAGGAGGCCAUUGCACUCCAGGCAGCUGACAGCAACCCGUGUCUCCCCACGUCCUUUUACAUGGAGUACACCUCCCAGCAGAGGACGUUCAGAGGCCGAGGCGCUGCAGACCAAGCCAGAUGCGCGGAGCUUUUCAGAAGGAUCCUACAGCCUGGACGGUCCUGCUCGCAGGAAACCGCGCCGGAGGAUGUGCACUGUGCCUUCGGGGGAGCCUGGCCUGGUCCAGGCUACAAAUCCUCCCUCGAUACCGGGGGUCGCCCGAAGCUCGUGGCUUGCUCUUUCUUCUUCUGGUGCCUGCAGGACGUCGGCAUCAUACCGGUCAACACAUCGCAUGCCGAGGUGACACCUCAGGUGUACCUCGAGCAAGCGGAAAAGGCGUGCAGCCUGUCAUCUUCCGACCUGGAUUCUGCAUAUCCAGGCUUGAGCGCCGAGCGGGCUUCGUGGUUGUGCUCCGAGCUAACGUAUGUCUACAUCCUCUUGACCUUUGGAUUUGGCGUGGAGGCUGGACGGGAACCCUGGCUCUGUAGGUGUCGGGAUUGGAGACUGCGUACAGCCGCGCGAGGAGGCGGUUCAGGUCCUGUACGAAUGUAUAUAGCAAGCUAA